AUGGCAGAGACCCAAAACUUAACUAUUCCUGAUGUUCAACAUUCAGUCAGCCACCUAGCUACCCCUUCAAGAAGAGGUCAUCGUCAUAAAAGAUCCUUUGCCAUUUCUGGGGAUUUCGAAUUUUUAAAACAACCACCACCUUCACAACCUUUUUCCUUUUCUCCUGUCUCAAAGCAUAUAACAAAUGAUCCUACUUUAGUCCCUCCUCUCCCGACAUUCAUUUCCUCUGAAACAUAUAAAAUGAAAAACAAUACUCCUUCUAACCCCACUAUAUUAUAUUCUCCUUUACAAUCCAAUAAAAUAUCCGAUCCAGAGUCUCAAAAUCUAUUGAAUCCUACAACUACACCAAGAAAAAAGAACGAUCUAUUCAACCAAGCAAGUCCCAGAUUCUUCAUCAGCGAAGAACCUAAAUUUUCUUCGCCUAUUAAAGGUGUCCCUGAUGCAAUCAUUAACCUGGACGACGUUUUAAAAACUAGGCCAAGGUCUUUCAAAUCUCACAGAAGAACAGAAUCUGCUCCUGCAGGUCUAGAAAUUAUAUUCGAUUCGUCUGACCCAAUAGGUAUCAAUAGCAAUAGUAGUGGCAAUAUCGGUUGUGACAGUAAUCCAAUUGAAGAAGAAGAAGAUAUUGACAGCAACGAACAGAACAAUUUGCCAAACAAUAAUAUCACUGACAUAAACACGUAUAAAUAUAGGUAUAGAUCAAAUUAUACACCUUCAAACAAGGAUACGGCCAGUAAAGAUGGAAAAAAUGUACCUACUGUAUUAAUGUCACCAAUGAGACCAUCAUCUCCCAUAUUCCAAUCAAUAUCAAGAAAUGUUAACACUAGUCCAAUCAGAAAUAAUGCUAAUUCUGAAACAAGUGAUACUUAUAAUUCAUUGAGAAUAAAAGGUCAAAAACAAAGAUAUUACCAUUACACCAAACAAUUGAAUAUUCCCAAUAAUAUAACAAGCCCUCUAUUGAUUCCUGCAUCACAUGGAAAUAAUUUGAAAUUCAAACCAAACAAUAAUAGUACCACUGCCAAUGCCACUACUAUUCAAUCUCAAUCAUUAAAAGAACAGUCGUCUAUGAAUUCUUUGACUUCCAAUUCCUCAAAGACACCUUUAUCCCCGGCAAAUACCCCCUCUUUACAACCAUAUAAUACACCUUCCACUCCAAUAUCAUACUCUGAACAUAAGAAAUUAUCUUUUAUAGAAUCACAUAACAGCACUAAUACCACCAAUAAUAACACUGGUAAUGUAUCAUAUAGAAUUCCUCAUAAAAAAUCAUGGACUGAUCAAACAAGACGUCAAAUGAGUCCCAGCAACUUCUAUGGACAACAACAACUACAGCAUUUGGCUAAAGGGUUCUCACAAUCAUCACAUACCAAACAUUUGAAUAAUGAUACCAACACAAUAAAAUUGGCAAAUACUGGAACACCAAACUCUUUUAAUUUUGAAAGUAAAGUUUAUGACAUUGAAUAUAACAAUGAAGAUAGUCUUAACCAAGAUAAUGGGAAGUCAUCCAAUCAGACUCAAGAGAUUAUAAUCGACAAGAUAUAUCAAACUAACUUCACAGAUACUGAUGAAACAGAUAUACUAAAUGAGACUAAUAGAUUUAUAUUAUCAGAGGACAUAUUGUUAGGUGAACCAGGUGAUGCUGUUGAUUUAUCUUCCACAGGAUACGAUCAAUCAGAUAAUACUAAUACUAAUACUAAUACUAAUACUAACACCAAUACCAACACCAACACUAAUUCUAAUAAUAACAUAAAUCGUACAAAGCAGAAUACAAAAAAUACCAAUGCUGCAAAGAUAACGACGACUACCAGGAUGUAUAAUCACGAAUUAAAAAUCGAUUCAACAACGUCUUCAAUAAGCAGUAAACCUAUUGACAAAAAUACAUCAAAUGCAAAUUCAACCAUUGAUAGAGCUAUACAAUCGCCACAAUCAUCUGAAUCCAGAGUUUCAAAAUCAAAAGAAGCCACAACACCAAAUUAUGAUUUACGUAAAUUUGAAAUUAGAAGUAUAAGUGAUGGCAUCGUGCAGUUAAAUAUAAAUAAUACUGAAAAUGAACAAGAAAAAAGAUACCGUAAGAAAAAAUCGAGACUAAGUGUACUUAUCAACAAUUUAUUUAAAUAA
Messenger RNA from Arxiozyma heterogenica, 2115 nucleotides. It is a transcript of the gene LRE1, whose product is annotated as Lre1p. NCBI's taxonomy places the organism in Eukaryota, Fungi, Ascomycota, Saccharomycetes, Saccharomycetales, Saccharomycetaceae. The transcript has a single exon. The record is from RefSeq and is a predicted model, not a curated record. The coding region runs from base 1 to 2115 and encodes 704 amino acids.